AUGGAUUCAGAUUUAGAUAUAAGACAAUGUUAUGCUAUGGCUUCAUUGGCUAGAACGAAAUUGUUCAAUGCCGGAAGACAAAUGUACAAUUUGAAGACUUCUCGAAGAAGAGAUAUUCAAUUACGUGUAGUCAUUGGACACGCAAAUUUAUUGGAUUCUGUAAUGGAUAAAAUUUGUUUAUAUAAUUCAAGCCCAAUGCCUAUCCAUUAUCAAUCUGCAACGGCAAUUGACAAUGAUGAUGAUAAUGUAAAUGCUCCUCCUUCAGUUUCUGACACUUCGGAUGACUAUGACGACAGUGACGAAAGCGAAGAUAGCGAUUUAGAUUAUGAUGAAUUAGAUAUCUUCAGUGAUGAAGAAGACAAUGAGUAUGUACUUGACAGUGCUAACAAAAUUGAAUUGCAAUUAUCAAGAUCAAAUUCAGAAUCAAAUGAUUUGGCAGAUAUGAGAAUGCCAUCAUUUGUAAUGAGUCAAAAUUUACAAUUGCCUGUGUUUAAAACAAUCGGAGUGUGA
Messenger RNA from Tetrapisispora phaffii CBS 4417, 510 nucleotides. It is a transcript of the gene ECM13, whose product is annotated as Ecm13p. The record is from RefSeq and is a predicted model, not a curated record. Lineage: Eukaryota; Fungi; Ascomycota; Saccharomycetes; Saccharomycetales; Saccharomycetaceae. The transcript has a single exon. The coding region runs from base 1 to 510 and encodes 169 amino acids.